GAUAACGAUAUGGCAUCCACCAGCACUUCAGGAACAUUGGGUCAAAUGGUUAAACCAGAGUACACAAACUGGCUGGCAGUCGGUCAUGCCUUGACAACGGUCCUAUGCCAGGGACUUCGUCCCUUUGUUACGCAAGAGAUGGAGAUUUUUUACAGAAAUGUAAGAGUUGGUGGACCGUGCACGUGUUUUUAUGUCCCUAGCAGAAGGCCAAAUCAAUUCCACGAUAUGCGCUCAUGUUUAUGGGCAAAAGUCUUGACCACAUGUCAUCGCAGCAAACCAAACUGGAAACAAAGUGAUUCAGCCAAAUGGAUGGACCCAGUUGUUGGUCCGUGGGAAAUAGCUAAACUAUUCCUUCCUGAACUUGGAGGGCAUGCUGAUAUCAAAAGCGCAAACGACAUGGACAUCAAUAGUAUCUUGAACUUAAUGUACUGGUGCAAACAUUUCACUAUUCCUCAGCCCUUGAUCAAGGAUGUUCGAGACGUUCGAAACGACAAGUGUGUUCACGUGCCCAAGCUGGAGUUAUCUGAUGCUGAUAAGUCUGCCGCUUUUGACGCGAUCGAAAACUUGCUGCAGGACACUCAACUGGCUGCAGACGAAGACGCAAAGAAAGCUCUCGGCGAAGUAAUUAGUCUCAAGAGCAUCAAAGACUUACACAAUAGGGAGCCUCAGAUUUUGGCCGACCUAAAAGAAGUUAUGAAUGAAAGGGUGUUGAACUUGACAGAAGAGUCUGAAAGAAACAAAAAGAUGGUAGCAGAACUACAAGAAAGGCAGGAAAGUUUGGAAAUGGCUUUUGAGGACCUCGAGCGAUUUAACAGGCCCCUUCCACUAAGAGUACUAGGGUGGGUCUUUCAACUUCUGGUGUAUGUACUUGGGAUCCUCUAUACAUUCCUCAAAGGGAAGAAGACAGAAAUGUUAUUUUUUAUCGUAUUUUCAUGCUUCUGUGGUGUUUUGGAUUAUCAUUCAACAAUUAAGGAAGGUAGGUUGAAAUCCAUAUUUUUUAUUGCCAUUCUCAUUUAAUUGUGGAUAGUGACUCUCUUAAACCAAAGAGAAAAGUGGUUUUUGUAACAUUCACGUAGUUUUUAGCUGGUCGAUGUUAGUUUAUAUAAGAAAUGCUCAGGGAGUGGGCAUACAGAAGACUUUCUUGCUUCCCUCCAACUAUUUUUGUCGAGCUUAAAAACUGUCUGUAGCCACAAUUAUAAACAAAAGUGUUGAAACACCUGCGAUAAGCUACGUUAAGCCGAGUUUCUGAUUUUUUCCUGGCAUUUUAAAUCUAAAUUAAACGUCUGCACUUUGGUCAAACAGACCCUAAAAAUGAAAUGAUUAAAAUAAAGAGUUUUUGUAACGAUAAUAAAGUUAAAGCUGUACUUUAAUCACAAGUUCGUCGAGAUUUUCGAUAAAACAGUCAUACGCAUCGAAAAAAUCUCCAUCUAUCGUAUAAGCUAUGAAAAAACGCAUUAUAUUCAUCUCAAAGGUAGAGAUUGCACUCAAUGUAUUAAAAACGGCAGCAAGAAUUAACUGAUCAGAAGGCAUGUUUUUAUGAUUCGAAAAGCUUUGUUUUGUCUGCGGAAGUCUUAACAACACAACACUCUGCCUUAUGUGACCAGUUGAAAGCUUUCUUUGUAUUCUCUCCAUCGCUCGGGAUGCGAUCAGAGUAAGCAGUUAAAAGUCGAUGCUUCUUUUUGUGUUAAAAACUUGUAGUGUGAUCGAUUGAGGUUUUUUCCUACACCUGGGUCACCAAAUUUGGUCUUAAGGGUUUUAGAAAUCUACUCAACGUGCAUUUUCUUUAGGAUGUUUGAUAAAAAGAUACGGUUAUCAGUGGAGCCUGAAGCACUUCGACUUCGACGUGUUUGCUGCUACAUCCAGAAAAAGUUUUAUUGGACGGCAGUGAUUGUAUCGUGAAUUAGAAGAUCUUAUGGAGCAUUCAGGCAAGCGGGUUCAUGAUAGAAUAGCCGGGUAUCAGUUUUGUAUGCACUCAGAUAAAGGGAAUCCAGAAUGCAGCUAAAUUUGUGCAAAAUCUGGCUAAUAUGGUUGCGUCGACUUUUGAAGACUACAAUCCAAUCAUUUCGAGGGACUCCUUUGUGCGUAGAGCUUUAAAAGAGGAAUGUUCUCAAGCUCUAGAGUCGUGUUUCCCCGAUAUUCAGGUCAUAAAGCCAUUAGCUCUUGUAGAACGUUGUCAUUGUGGACCCUAUGAAUGGAGGGAAAGCUACCACGAUGAGUUCCAUCUAAAUCAUUUUUAUCAUGAUUGUGAUUUCCUUUUUUAAUCUUUAGAGUACGAAGACGUUGGUUGUUACAAAGACAAACAAGAUCGUGCCAUCGAGACAUUAGAAGGAAAGGAUUCCAUCUUAGAUGGCGAGUACAAUUCUCGUGCAAAUCCCAUUGCAAAGUGCGCUGUCGCUGCAAUGAGAAAGGGUUACAGUAUGUUUGCAAUUCAGAAUGGUGGCUGGUGUGCAGCAAGUUCUACUGCGCAACAAACCUUUCACAAAUAUGGAAAAUUUACGAAUUGUAUGAUCGACGGUGAAGGUGGACCUUGGGCUAAUAAUGUCUAUAUAUUAAGAGGUACCUUUUUGCGCAGAAUCAUAAGACUUAUGCAACUUGUUCGAAACCUAACUGAUAAUUCGCUCUCGGAUGUCUUCAAACUUUGAGCUUCUCCUCCUGAUGACCUCUAACCUUACUUGCUAACUAGGAUAAUAAUUUCUUUUGUUUUUAAUCCAUUUAGAUGAAAAAAGAGUUGGAGGUCACGAUAAUUCUUCAAGUCACAUGGUUCAACCUCUGGAAGAACGGACCCGAGCAUGAACAGUCCUCAAGAUCAAAAAUUCAAUCUUCAAGUUAUAAAAACCGGAACAUUUUUCAAGCCUUCGGUCAUUAAAAGAAAUUUAUUUUCAAAAGUGAUGGCAAAGAAUGAUUAUUUUUAGAUUUUAGACGCUAUGAUUUAUGUAACGUACGUAUCGCACACAAGGAUCACGGUAUAUUACAUGUAUUGCUUCGGCCUUGCAAAAAAGAAAGAUACACACUCGUUGCUGCCUGUUUCCAUAUCAACCGAGUUUGCCAGCGUAUAACUAUAAGCUCCUCUCGCCAAGGGACAAAGGGUUCAAGUCUAUCCAGAUAAUCCCUGAAGGAGAGAAAAAUAGAUAGAAUAGUGUGUAUCCUGCGAAUAUGUACACCGUUUUUAUUUCAGCGCGUAAGGCGACAGUGGGCUGCGCGCGGCGGCGGACUGGAGACUAAAUUGCACGCGCAACUUACGGGUGUUACGGCCCGGUCCGCCGCUUUUCGCGGCUAUAUGAAGAUGAAACGUUUUCACGAAGAUGAAGAACUGUUUGAAAGUUUGUAAGUAUGACUGAACUCUCGCUGGAAAACCAAAGAAGUGAGGACAAAUAAAAAUAAACAAACAAUGCU
Molecule: messenger RNA, 3393 nt
Organism: Pocillopora meandrina
Lineage: Eukaryota; Metazoa; Cnidaria; Anthozoa; Scleractinia; Pocilloporidae
Source: the annotation of a GenBank genome assembly